AUGGCAAAUAAACGAAGUUUUCUUUAUAUAACAAUACUCAUCAUAUUAUUUGUUAUGAUUGAUCAAACUUAUGAAAUGUCUCUAGAUUGUCAAGAAGAUUGUAAGUUAAGAAAACAACUUGAACAUAAUGAAAAAGCAUCACAAAUAUGUCGAGAUGAAUGUGAAUUAUUUGGUUUACUUACAAAACAAGAUGAAAAAUUAGGAGAACAUUAUAAAUAUAAACUAUUUUAA
This is a messenger RNA of Adineta steineri, 231 nucleotides long. Lineage: Eukaryota; Metazoa; Rotifera; Eurotatoria; Adinetida; Adinetidae. The record is from the annotation of a GenBank genome assembly.